GAUUCAAUUCUGUUGACUCUGUAAGGGAGCUAGAUCAUUCCCUCUGGGUCCUAACGCGCCUAUGCUCGUCAGCUGGCUUCCCACAAACACUUGUGUGAAACAGACCAGGGAUGGCAGGAGAUCCAAUCCUGCUGGCCGCAGUCUCCCUUCUCUCUGCCUGUCAGCAAAUUUAUUUUGGUUUUUGUGUUGGACGAGCAAGAUUAAAAUACAAGAUUGCACCCCCCGCAGUCUCCGGGUCCCUGGAGUUUGAGAGAAUAUUUCGUGCACAUCAAAACUCUUUGGAGGCAUACUCCAUAUUCCUUAUAACACUGUGGACGUCUGGAUGGUAUUUCAAUCAAGUUUUGGCGGCUUGUCUGGGUCUCGUGUACAUAUAUGCCCGCCACAAGUACUUCUGGGGCUAUGCAGAAACUGCUGAAGGAAGGGUCACUGGUUUCAAGCUGAGCCUGGGGGUUUUGGCCUUGUUGAUUGGCCUAGCUGUCCUGGGAUUGGCCAGCAGAUUCCUGGAUGAAUACCUGGACCUCCAUGUUGCCAAAAAACUGAGGCAUCCCUUCUAAAGUGUUCUCUGCCUUCCCGUGCUCGCUGAGGCUUCGCCACUCUAAACACGACGUGGUGUCCCGUGUUCAAUAAAACUUUUAAAACUUUUCA
Mesocricetus auratus (golden hamster) is the source of this 645-nucleotide messenger RNA. It is a transcript of the gene Mgst2, whose product is annotated as microsomal glutathione S-transferase 2. The transcript has 5 exons. Bases 111 to 554 code for a protein of 147 amino acids. Gene Ontology annotation, molecular function: glutathione transferase activity; leukotriene-C4 synthase activity; glutathione peroxidase activity. NCBI's taxonomy places the organism in Eukaryota, Metazoa, Chordata, Mammalia, Rodentia, Cricetidae. Gene Ontology annotation, biological process: leukotriene biosynthetic process. Gene Ontology annotation, cellular component: membrane; endoplasmic reticulum; nuclear envelope. The record is from RefSeq and is a predicted model, not a curated record.